Lathyrus oleraceus (garden pea) is the source of this 1402-nucleotide messenger RNA. Its product is annotated as nuclear transcription factor Y subunit C-3. Gene Ontology annotation, cellular component: nucleus. The record is from RefSeq and is a predicted model, not a curated record. The transcript is spliced from 2 exons. Gene Ontology annotation, biological process: regulation of transcription by RNA polymerase II. Lineage: Eukaryota; Viridiplantae; Streptophyta; Magnoliopsida; Fabales; Fabaceae. Gene Ontology annotation, molecular function: DNA-binding transcription factor activity, RNA polymerase II-specific; protein heterodimerization activity; RNA polymerase II cis-regulatory region sequence-specific DNA binding. Bases 290 to 1060 code for a protein of 256 amino acids.
AACACUCAUAUCUGUAUAAAAAUCCGUGGGAAAGGUUGGAUAUUCUUCCAAUUUGUAAUGAAACCCUAACUAUUUUCCUCUGUAUAUAAAAAAGGGGCAAAAAAGAAAUUGGUUCCUCCACGGUACUCGAACAUUCCAAAACACUUCUGGUUUCGACCAACUUGAACCCUCCUGCCAUAGAUCAGAAAAUCAAUUUUCUGAUCAUUCUCUUCUUCUCGCCCUUUCUAUUUUUUUCUUAUCUUCUCAGGUUUUUCAUAUUUCCAGAGUAAGCAUCACCACUCACACAAGAAUGGAUCAUCAAGGUCAUGGCCAAAACCCAGCUAUGGGAGUUGUUGGUAGUGGACAAAUGCCCACAUAUGGUUCUAAUCCAUACCAGCCCAACCAUAUAACUGGGUCACCUGGGAUGGUUGUUCCCUCUGUUGGGAAUAUGCAGCCCGGUGUUCCACCCGACGGAACUCAGCUGGGACAACAUCAACUUGCUUAUCAGCAUAUUCAUCAGCAACAACAGCAGCAGCAGCAGCAACAACUCCAGAGCUUUUGGGGAACUCAAUAUCAAGAAAUCGAGAAGGUAACUGAUUUCAAAAACCACAGCCUUCCCUUGGCAAGGAUCAAGAAGAUUAUGAAGGCGGAUGAGGAUGUGAAGAUGAUAUCAGCUGAGGCGCCGGUUGUAUUUGCAAGGGCGUGCGAAAUGUUCAUAUUAGAGUUAACCUUGCGUUCUUGGACUCACACUGAAGAGAACAAAAGGCGAACACUUCAAAAAAAUGAUAUUGCAGCAGCCAUCACCGGAACUGAUAUCUUUGAUUUCUUGGUUGAUAUUGUGCCCCGGGAGGACUUGAAAGAUGAAGUGCUUGCAUCAAUACCAAGAGGGCCAAUGCCUGUUGGAGGGCCUGCUGAUGGAAUUCCUUAUGGCUAUAUGCCACCUCAUCACGCACAGCAAGCUGGAAAUCCCGGUCUCAUGAUGCAUAAUCCAAACAUGUAUGCUCCACAGUCUCAUCCGUACAUGGCACCUCAAAUGUGGCCUCAACCACCAGAGCAACCACCAUCACCCUCAGAUCAUUAGCUACGCAUUAUGGAAGUGUCAUGCUUCUUAAGGUGAACUUUGGUGCAAUAAAAUAGUUCUGUAAGGGUUGAAAGUUGAAGUUUUUUUUAGUACUGACCAUUUCAAUACAUCACAGUAAAAUUUAAUUCUGCAUCUUUAAAAUUUCAGUCAUUUUUCUUAAUGGAAUUGAAUGUUACUGUAUUGGAAAUAUACAGAUGAAUAACCAGUUAUGGUUAAUGAUUCAUCAGUUAUUAGCACAAAAUGUAUCUGAAUACAGGUGUCGGUCUUAUACUCUAUUUUGAUUUUGCAGUAGUGAUCUUGCAUUAUUGGAAGAUAUAUAAUAAUUUUGUAUGUUGUGUGGAA